Messenger RNA from Gastrolobium bilobum, 444 nucleotides. RefSeq lists its product as uncharacterized. Lineage: Eukaryota; Viridiplantae; Streptophyta; Magnoliopsida; Fabales; Fabaceae. The record is from RefSeq and is a predicted model, not a curated record. Bases 1 to 444 code for a protein of 147 amino acids. The transcript has 2 exons.
AUGGCAAUCCGGAGAAUACGAAGGGUAUUCGGAGGAAAGAGGUUGAAGGAAGAGAAGCUAAAUCUGGAUGAACAAGCAGCUGGACAGAAGAGAAUGCUACAACUAAAUGAACUGGAAGAGUUCAGGAUGAAUGCAUAUGAAAAUGCCAAGCUUUUCAAGGAAAAUAUGAAAAGGUGGCAGGAUAAUAAGAUCCUGGCAAGGGUAUUUGAGCAAGGUCAACAAGUUCUUUUAUUUAACUCAAGGCUCAAGCUCUUUCCAGGCAAGCUCAAAUCAAGAUGGACAGGACACUUUAAGGUUGCACAUGUGUACCCCUAUAGAGCUAUUGAAAUUAUGAAUGAAAAAGAUGGGAGCACAUUUAAGGUUAAUGAACAAAGGCUGAAGCAUUAUUGGGGAGAUCAAAAUAUCAAGGAGACAACCAUUAUCUCCUUGGUUGAGCCAAGUUGA